Molecule: messenger RNA, 3129 nt
Organism: Maudiozyma saulgeensis
Lineage: Eukaryota; Fungi; Ascomycota; Saccharomycetes; Saccharomycetales; Saccharomycetaceae
Source: the annotation of a GenBank genome assembly
AUGUCGAACGAAUUGGAUUUAUUACAUGAAAGAGUUAAGAUUGAGUUUAAGAAACUACUCACAUUGAAAGAUGCUAUUACGGGUCUCGAACUUUCUCCUGUAUUCAACACUUUACCACAGAAAAGAGACUACCCUGACUAUUAUGUCAUAAUUACCAACCCUGUAUCAUUUAAUACCCUUAGGAAAAGAAUACCAAAUUAUACUGAUGCAACAGAAUUUAUGAAUGAUGUUGCGAGGAUUCCUUGGAAUGCAAAGACUUACAAUGCUAAAGAUUCAGAAAUUUAUAGAUAUGCUUUAGUAUUAGAAGAUUAUUUAAAGAAUACAUUAUUGAAAAAUUUAAAUGAAUUUUAUCCAGAUUUAAUAUACCCGGAUUUAGGUCCAUUACCUGAUGAAAAAUCUGAAAAUAAGAAACCAGUGGAAGAAACAACAAUAAGUAAUGAUGAUCAAUUACAAAAAAAGAUUCAUGUAACAUAUAAGAAACCCGAAGAUGAAAGCCAGAACGUAGAGAAAGAACCUUCGGAACAAGAAGAAAAAGAACAAGAACAAGAAGUUACUACAACUGCUACUGUAUCAAAUUAUACAUCAAUGCAACCUAUGCAAGAAGAGAAAAUAAUACCACAAACAACGGAAGAGCCGUCAUCAACGCAAAAUAUACCUAUCAUGGUGGAAUCAAUGAGUCCUGUUAAUACCAAUACUAAUACCAUCACAGAGGUUACCACACCUGUCACGACUAAUGUUAUUCAUAAUGAAACGAUUGAGAACAAUAACGCUAAUAAUAAUAAUAACAAUGCAUCUGCAACAACAACAACUACAAGUAAGGAGGUAACACCUAUCUCUAGGAAUCUAUCUACAACACCUCAAAGGACGACUCUUGCUACUUCUAGUUAUAAUAAUAAUAAAAUUCCUUCUGCAGGUAGUAAGAAGACUCAUAUAAGGCGUGGGAGACCUCCAAUAAUUGAUUUACCAUACAUUCAGAGAAUGAAAAAUAUUUUAAAGGUAUUGAAAAGAGAAUUAGAUCCUUCAGGUUCUAAAAAAAAUAUAUUAAGUCAAUUUGAAAAAUUACCUGAUAGAAAUAAACAAGCUGAUUAUUACACGAUAGUAUCGAACCCAGUUUGUAUUGAUGAUAUGUGGAAAAAGAUAAAGACUAGAAGAUACAAAAAUUUUAAUGAAUUCCAAGUCGAUUUCAUAUUGCUUCUUGAUAAUUUCAAGACAUAUUUCAGUACAAUUCGUGAUAUACAAGGCUUGAAUACAUUAGCAGCUCUUGAGAAAACUUUUAAAAUGGUAACGGAUUUUGAAUUGACAAAACCAGAUAGUGAAUAUAUCCCCGAGGGUGAAUUUAGAUAUCCCAUUGAUGAAAUAAUUAUGGAUGGGAAAACGUACUGCAUUGGUGAUUGGGUUUUCUUAAACAAUCCAAACGAUCCAAAUAAACCUAUUGUUGGACAAAUAUUUAAAUUAUGGAGUACACCAGAUGGGAAAAAAUGGUUGAAUGCAUGUUGGUAUUUUAGACCAGAACAAACGGUUCAUAGAGCAGAUAGGUUAUUUUACAAGAAUGAAGUUAUGAAAACAGGUCAAUAUAGAGAUCAUCCUAUUGAAGACAUUAGAGGUAAAUGUUUUGUGAUUCAUUUCACUAGAUUCCAAAGAAGUGAUCCAAUAGUAACCCUUGAAGGUCCGCUCUUUAUUUGUGAAUUUAGAUAUAAUGAAAACGAUAAAAUUUUCAAUAAAAUUAGAACUUGGAAAGCCUGUUUACCAGAAGAGAUUCGUGAUAUUGAAGAUCAAAAUAUACCAGUUAAUGGUAGAAAAUUCUUUAAAUAUCCUUCACCAAUUAAACAUUUAUUACCACCAAAUGCUACCUUUGAUGAUCCAAUACCUGAACCACGUCGUGGCUUACCAAAUGCUCCACCAUUAGUAGGUGCUGUUUACAUUAGACCCAAGGUUCCAAGAGAUGAUCUUGGUGAAUAUGCAACUUCUGAUGAGUGUCCACGUUAUGUAAUUAGACCUGGUGAUCCUCAGGAAGAUGGUCAAAUUGAUUAUAUCAAUGGUACAAUCUUAACAAAUUCAUCAACUCAUGGUUCUACUAUCCCAAGGAGAGUUGAUUCAUCUUCGAGUAUGAAUAUUGGUAACAAUGGGAGCCCUGUUCCAAGUGGGCCACAUCCAAAAUAUAUUUCAAAUGCUGAUAAAAUGAGAGAUACUAUGAAAGUGGAUUUAACUAAAAUGCAAGAACAGAACUUGCCAAAAGUGCCUAUAAAUAAAAGUAAUGUUCCAUAUAUUUCCAAUUAUCAAACCAUGAAUCAACAAGGAGGAUUCGGUGGCAACAAUGUGAAUACCAACAUGGUUGAUCAAAUGCCAAUACAUAUGGUUCCUAAUACAAAUAUCAAAGGAACUAUUGGUACUAACCAAGUUCCUUAUAAGAGCAACUCGAGACUUGGGUCAAGAUUAAUGAUCAACAACGAUUCUACUCCUAUAUUAACUAAACAGCAACAGAAAGCGCAGACAAACAAGUCCAUCGCGUCUUUAUUACAAAUUCUACAGACUAAAAACUCAGUAUCUCAAAUCAUUAUCGAUACACCAAACACAUAUACUCUACCAUCUGAUGUACCUCAAAGAGAUCCAUAUGUGACUACAAUUGAUCAUGGAAGUAUCUCUAGACGUUAUACAAAACAAGAUAUUAGUUUAAGACGUAACUUAAACACUACUAAUGAGACGUUAUGGUUCAGAGGACCAGGUACAGCUAUCACUGAACGGAUCAUUAAUUUAGGAGAUAAAUCAUUACAAUUACCAAUUAAUGAAGUAUUUAAAGUUCAUGAGGAUCAAAAAGUAAACACUGAAGAAACGAAAAGCUACGAAGUUGAAGAAAUGGAAGAAAUCGUAAUUAAAAAUCCAAUAGAUGCUACUCAAGAGGAAGUUGUUGUAUCAACUACGCCAUUAGUAAAUGGACGUAAAACUAUUACAUUAUUAAACAAUGACGACUCUGAUGAUGUUAGUAUCGUUACGACAAAAGAUGAACAACAACAACUAAAGAAACCUCGUAUUGACGAUGUAACCGAGAAUAUUGAGGGUCCAUUUGUACACGGUCUAAGAGCAUCCUCUACUUUCCUUGCAUACAAAAUCAGAGCAAAUGCUGGUAAGUAA